Messenger RNA from Bactrocera dorsalis (oriental fruit fly), 1129 nucleotides. RefSeq lists its product as hypothetical. The transcript is spliced from 4 exons. The coding region runs from base 176 to 922 and encodes 248 amino acids. The record is from RefSeq and is a predicted model, not a curated record. NCBI's taxonomy places the organism in Eukaryota, Metazoa, Arthropoda, Insecta, Diptera, Tephritidae.
AAAAACUUCACACUCUAUUCAGAUGCUCAAAUUUGCAUUUCAAUGCUUUUCAAAAAUUAAUUUAAAAAAAUAUCUUAAUACGGAACUAAGGGAGCUAUUAUAGAAAUUCAAAAUUCUAUCAAAUAACUGCUUUGGAUUAAAAUCUGGCUUAUAAUUUCCUAACAUAAAGGUAACAAUGAAUCCAGAUCCAACUAUACGAAAAGUCGUACAAGUGGCGGAGCAAGCACAACAGCCUUUACAUGUGCCCGUGGUCGUCGGCAACCAAUGUUUUAUAAUCACACAGCAGGAUAUCCGGAGAAUUGAAGAUUCUCGUCUAUAUUCUUACAAUAAAUUGAAUGGAAAGGGCGAAGUAGUCCCAAUGGAUACCAUGGAUUCCAAUGUAAGUGGACAUGAUGCUUUGUUGGCCUGUAUCCGUCAGUUAACACAAUUUCAGCAGAACGCGUCUAUUAAUCCAUGUAGUAUAGGAUUUUUGUCGGAUCUAGUCGGACGUGCCUGCAAUAUAACUGCAGCAAUGCAGCAGCAGCAACAGCAACAACAGGCUACUCAAAUGGCAAUGACAAUGCCCGAUUUGCUGGCAUACAACCAGGCACAAUAUAUACAAAGUGCAGGUUAUUCACCGGUUUCAGCAACGCUACAGCAACAGUUGGAUUGGUCGAAAGCUUGCGACACUAUGCCGACACAAGCUUCCAUGCAUCCCCUGCACCAUACUUCGGCCACAUCGACAACGGAGAUUGCGCGAGCUCAGUGCGUUCCCCAAACACCCUCUUCGAAAAGCCAUUGUUGCACACGCGGUUGCAACACCAUGGAUAUUGGUCCCAGCUUAUCACCGAAUUCGCAAGCACCUCCCAUCACAAGUUCGGCCACUUGUUUGUGCGCACGUCAACAGGCGAAACAACGUAAAAUGAUACAAUUUCAACUCUAAUGUUGUUAAAUCAGAUUUGUGAAUAAUUAUGUGAAAAUUGUUGGCGUGUUUUUUUCGUCGUAUGAUCUCAUUUAUGUAACUGUUAAACAUUUUUUUUUUACCUCUUGUUAGAAAUUUUAUUUUUUAUUUCAAUUAUGUUCAUAGUUUUUGGACAAUAUUUAACUAAAAUUAAAUUUUAAUGUUUUUUGCUUGUCGCAACAUCGGAAA